UCUCUCCCACAAAACACAUAAGCACAAUAGUGGCUAGAUUUGUGGUGUGCAGAGAGGCUAAGAAAUUGUUGGUGUGCUAAAAUAAAGCAGUAAAGAUUCCUUUCAUGUCAGGAUCAAGCUCCCAUUCAACAGAGAGUAUUGUGUAACAUCACACAAGCCACGCUACAUAACAGGAGUCCGAUACCAUGUACAAAAUGUCUGGAUUUGGACAUUUUAUCCUGUGCUACUAUAUUCUAGGAUAUAUUUGGUGCAGCUCCAGUGCUUGGCAGGUAACAAUGCCAAGGAAUAUAAAAGGAUUGUUGGGUUCCUGUCUUGUUAUCCCUUGCAGUUAUGAUUACGAUCAGUAUCCACCUAAAAGACCAGAUCGUGUAGUGUGGUAUCAAUAUGUGAGCAGAGGAUAUCCAAUAGUAUCUGACAACUGGAACAGGAAUGAUGUGCUGGACAUAUUUAAAGGAAGAACACGUGUAUAUAGUUCUUCACACCAUCAGACAUGCAGUCUGUUGAUUGACCCAGUGACCUUGGCUGAUCACAGUCAGAAGCUUUAUCCCUGGGUGGAUCCGGAAAAUGUUGGAAGGGGAACCUACCGUUUCUAUGACACAACUGUAACAGUUGAAGUAGUAGGCACAGCAGAUCCACCGGUUAUCGAGAUCUUUGGAAACACGGUGGUUGGGCAGUCUGUAACAGUGCAAUGCAGUGUUUACCACACUUGUCCCACUUAUCCCCCAAGUCUGAGGCUCAACAUCUCACUGCGAAACGAACGUCUAACUCAUAGUCCUCUAUCUGAUGGAAGAUCCAAAACUAUGGUGACAACCACUCUGUUCAUAGAGAAAGAAUAUCAAACUGUGGAGUGCUAUGUCCAACACCGUGGUGGUCGCUCUGCAUCAGCAUCUAAAACCUUAACCUCACAAUGCUCCAUUUCAGGGCUGACUGUCAGCUCUGCAUCAUAUGAAUUUCUGGAGGGAGAUCCAAAUAAAGUAACCUGCAGUGUUUCAUACACAUGCUAUCGAAAUAUUCCAACUCUGACAUGGAAUUAUAGUAAUAUGCCAGCCUCCUCUCAUACUAGCAAGUUAUCAGGGGGGGCUCAGUGGAGGACUGUCUCCACACUGACAUUUACAGCAUCAGCUAAUGACAAUGGAAGAUCGCUGAUAUGCUAUGCACGCUUCCCUGGAGGUCAGACACGACAAGCAAGCAUCACUCUACGGGUAAAGAGAAACAUACUGAAUCUGGGUUGGUCCUUCACUGCUCCAGCCACCAUAACUGGGUUGAAAGGGUCAUGUCUCAUCAUUCCAUGCAAAUUCUCCUACAAAAACUCUCAGCCUAAUGACCUUCAAAUUAUAUGGUACUUGUAUCAGAGGAAUAAAUACCCAGCUGUAUACAACCAAGGAAGGAGUGUUAUUAGUGAGUUUAAUGGUCGAACAAGCUUGACUGGAUCAGUGACUGAGAAGAACUGUAGUCUUAAGAUUGAACCACUGGAGAUGUCACACAACGGUGACCGACUUUAUCCAUGGAUAGAUAAGAACCGCAUUGAAUCUUACACUAUUGAUCAUACAUUUUUUGAUAGCUCUACAGAACUUAUUGUUUCAGAACAUGCAUCAGGUCCACAGCUGAGCAUUGUUGGUAUCCUCAGAGUGGGAGAGCAGGGCACUGUGUCCUGCAGUGUGCGGCAUACAUGUUUCUCUGCUCCCCCAACCCUAACCCUAAAGGAUUUACCUGGAACAAACCAGUACAUGGACACUCUGGUAUCUGAAGGGAUUUGGGAAAGGAAAAUUAUUCAAAUUUGGACAGUAGAAGAAGAGCGCCAGAGUGUAAGUUGUGCUGUUAACUACCCUGCGGGUCAGAGUGCCGAAAAGUCGAUUCCACUGAAUGCUGAAUGCUCCAUUUCACCAUUGAAUAUUAGCUCUAUAUCAGAUGAAUUUCUUGAAGGGUAUGAUAGCAAAUUAACAUGCACUGCCUUAUACACAUGCCGCAAGAAUACACCAACUCUCACAUGGAACUAUGGCAGUGUGGCAGCAUCCACUAAUACAGAAAAGGUACAGGGGGAGACUCAGUGGAGGACUGUCUCCGUGCUGUCAUUUAAAUCUUCACCCAGCGACAACGGGAGAUCUGUUACCUGCUUUGCAGAAUUCAAGGGGGGGCAAACACAAGAAGUGAGCAUCAGCCUGCGGGUAAAAAGAAACAUACUCAAUCGGGGUUGGUCCUUCACUGCACCAAGCACCAUAACUGGGUUGAAGGGAUCAUGUCUCAUCAUUCCAUGCAAAUUCUCCUACAAAAGCUCCCAACCUAAUGACCUUAAAGUGAUGUGGUACUUGUACCAAAUCAAUGGAUUUCCAGCUGUAUUCAACCAAGGAGGGAGUGUUAUUAGUAAGUUUGAUGGUCAAACAAGCUUGAUUGGAUCAGUGGUGGAGCAGAACUGUAGUCUUAAGAUUGAAAGGCUGGAGAUGUCCCACAACCAUGACCGACUUUAUCCAUGGAUAGAUAAGAACUCAAUUACUUCCUACCACACCGUAGGUCACUCAUUUUAUGAUGGAUCUACUGAACUUAGUGUUUCAGAACAUGCACCAGAACCAGAGCUAAAUAUUAUUGGUACUCCCAGAGUGGGAGAGCAGGGCACUGUGUCCUGCAGUGUGCGCCACGCAUGUAUUUCUGCUCCCCCAACUGUAACCCUAAAUGGUAUACCUGGAAAAGACCAGAUCACGGACACACUGGUAUCUGAUGGGAUUUGGGAAAGGACAGUAGAACGAUUUUGGGAAGUAAAAGAAGAACACCAGAGUGUGACUUGUACUGUUAGCUACUCUGGGGGUCAGAAAGCCACCAAGGAAAUUCCACUCAAUGUUGAAUGUCCAUUUCAGGAAAUCACUAUGAAUGAACCACCAGGGGAGUUAACAGAGGGCAUGGCGAAGAAUGUCACUUGUUCUGUGAUCUUUAAGUGCAGGAAAAACACACCAAGUGUCAUCUGGAACUACAACAACAUGCAAAGUUCAUUAAACACCAAACAGACUCCCAACAAUACAUACACUAUAGUGUCAAAUCUAACUUUUAUUCCUUCCCUAAGUGAUGAUGGUAAACUUUUGACUUGCACUGCGCAGUUUAUUAGUGGAGAGUUCUCAACAUCUGCAACUCUUACUGUAAAACAAUAUGAGAGAGAUCCAUUUGAAAAUUACACAACCUCUGCUGUGCCUGCCGACGUCCCUUUAAGAUUUAGUGCCUUGACUCGCUCCUGUGUGGUGAUUCCCUGCAGUUUCCAGUACAAAGAGGAUGAACCGAUGACCCGUGGCAUCUGGUCCAAAAAAAAAGGAGACAUUAUCUUCCAUAAUGGCCAAAGCUAUGUAAUUGACCAUUUUAAGGGCCGAACCAAAAUGUUAGGAAAUCUAAAUGAGGGAAACUGCUCACUGGAGAUUGAUGACAUCAAGCCCUUUGACAACGGACCCUUCUGUUUCUAUGCACAGAAAGAACAUGAGACACAUACAUUCAACAACAGCUGUGUAUUUAUUAUCAUGAAAGCUUCUCCAGAAAAACCAGUGAUGACCCCCGUUCCAGAAGAAGUUGAUGCUGGUUCAACUAUAACUGUUUCGUGUUCUGUUACACACACAUGUUCAUCACAUCCUCCGGUGUUCUCAUGGAGUGUCUCUCACCUCACCAGUGAGGUCUCACACAUCAUGAUGUCACGAGGCACCUGGCAGACAACUUCCACAAUCACUUUUAUUGUUACUGAAGGAGAUGGAGUCAGAAACCUCACCUGUAAUGCUAUCUUUUGGCGUAACAGGCAACAAGCCCACACAGUCAGCUUAAAUGUGAAGGGAUCACUGACGUACAGGUUUAAAAGUUCUGCUCCAGUGGCCUUUCCAGUCUCAUUUGUAGCUCUCAUCAUAAUCACCUUAGCUGCAGUGUUUGCAGUGUUCAUCUGGAGGAAAAGGAAACACACAGAUGAAUCACUGAAACCACCACCUCGACCAGAAAAAAGAAGAUCACUUUGGGAUAGAUUAUCCAGGAGAUACCCUGAUGACAGAGACAGACCACCAAGGCCAGAAAAAAGGAGGUCCAUUUGGAGUCGAUUUUCCGGUAAGGAAAACAAAAAAAGCCUUCGUUUGUAA
Molecule: messenger RNA, 4091 nt
Organism: Oreochromis aureus
Lineage: Eukaryota; Metazoa; Chordata; Actinopteri; Cichliformes; Cichlidae
Exons: 20
Coding region: 186-4091 (1301 amino acids)
Source: RefSeq, a predicted model, not a curated record